GACCGGGUACGGCGGGGCUGGUGCCCGAGCUCUGCCUGCAGCUGGGCACUGAUGUGGGCUGUGCAGACCCCGGCCCCCGAUCCCUCCCCUUCCAGUCACAGUACCGAGUCCGCCUCCCCGGCCCCGGCCCCGGCCCCGCCCGACAGCCUCCUCACGCCCUCCAGCCUGUGCAGCAGCCUUAGCUCCGGCUCGCUCCCGCCCGACAGCCUCCAAACCUUCCCCGGCCUCGGCAGCGGCCGCGAGUCGCCCAGCAUCCAGUGUGACAGCCUCGAGUGUCCCGGGUGCCGCUGCAGGAGCCUGGGCUCGGUCAGCCUCUGCGAGGACAGCCUGCAGACCCGGCUCGCGGUGUGUAAUGGUCCUGGGUGCUUCGGGGCGCACCGCUGCAGCCCUCGGGCGCCCCGCGACCUCAGUGACAGCCUGGAGUCCUUCGGCGCCCAGCACGACAGCCUGCAGUCUGUGCCCAGCCUGCGCGAGAGCCUCCGGUCCUCCAGCGUCGCAGGUGACAGUCUUGAAUCUCUUUCCAGCCUGAGCAACGGGUCCACCAGCCUCGAGUUCACCAGCCAGUGAGCCUGCCUUCGGAGGUUCCCCACACGACGCUUUGGGCUCUGCUUUGCCCCCAGCUGCUGUGAGAGCUGCCAGUUUUCUGCCCUUCUUUGCGGAAGGCUAUGUUGUUCGUGCUUACUCUCGUCUAUCCAGGGCAAUAACCUCAAAUCCUCGCUGUCCGUGGCUGUCUUUCCCAAGUUACAUCAGAGAGGCAGUGCUCAGCACCGGGAGUGUUAACGUCAGCUCUGCCAUCGGUGAAGAAUGGAGGUGCGUGGUCCUCGGAGGAAUCCCACCUACCUGUCUGACCUCUAUGAGAACAUGCUGCGGGCUCAAGGGGCACCAGGACGAGGACAGCAGCAGCCCCAGGUGGUACAUCCGAGUAGCAACCCAUGCCUUGUGGGCCAUACCCCAGUCAGAGUGGUGGCUCAGCCAUGUCAGCCUCAGGGCAGCACUUCCAGUAGCUGUGAUCCAGCACUGCGGCCUAUCAUUCGCCGCCGAGCGAGGUCUUUGCCUACGACGCCCGAAAGAAGGAAGCGAGUGCAGUGUCAAGCUCCUAUGUGCCAGAGCCGUAUGAACAAGGUGAGAUUUGCUGAUGCUCUGGGCUUGGAGCUGACUGAAGUGAAAGUCUUCCAGACUGGGGAGGACCCAUCGAUCCCCCUACAUGUCCUUUCCAGGCUCUCCAUAAAUUCAGACCUCUGGUACAGCAACUUGGAGUUUACCAUGCAGUGCUUAGUCCCUGACUUCCAGCAGCCUGCAGACUGCAUGGAUUUCUCUGCCCGACUUCAGGAACAGCAAGUGUGUCUUGAACGAGUGACCAGUUCAGAUCUGGGCGUCAGUGGCACCAUCCAAGUUUGCAACAUUGCUUUUGAGAAGCAAGUAUCUGUGCGAUACACCUUCAACCAGUGGAAAAGCCUCCAUGAAGUGUGUGCUCAUUGGCACAGUAGCAUCUCUGAGAAAAAUGGGCAGGGUCAGGUUGAUGUUUUCACUUUUUUUCUUCCUGUGCCUUCUUUCCUCCUUCAGCUGUGCUCUGUAGUGCAGUUUGCAGCAAGGUAUCAAGUCAACGGGCAGGAGUAUUGGGAUAACAACAAAGGCAAAAACUACAGCCUCACUUGCCGGACUCAUCCCCUCAAGAUGCCUAGAGAAUGCGAGGAGAGCUGGAUCCACUUCAUCUGAAUGAAGGAAAGUGGACGCAGAACAGCUUUGCAGUAGUCUCAGCAGCCCUCUCUUGCAUGGCAUGGCUCUGUGCUCCUUUUUGAAGCCUACCAAACCUGGCAGUGUUUCACGACAGGCAAGUAGCCAGCAACCCGGACGUACUGUUCUAAACCUCCCAAAGUAUAAAGGGCCAAAAUGUGUAGAGUUACAUCUGCUGAAAGCCUGGAUGGUUUCUGGUAGUGUAUGAAUCAGUGGAGAAUGGUUCAAAGGGAUGCUGUCAGACUAUUUAGCAGAGAUCAAGAGAAGACACUUUAUGUUGCUAGUAAUAUUCUUGAUUGCAUAGAGUAUUUCUAACAGAUCUAUUUUACUAUUUUGUACGGUCUGUUUUUUAAAUGGGCAGCGUAGCUUUACUGUUUUCCUUUCUAAUUUUGUUUGUAUUAUCACACCGAGUCUGGGCACUGUUCCAGUUACACACAGUUUGCAUGGCAGACACUGUAGGGAAGCACUUACACAUCUAUAUAUACAUAUAAUUUUUCUAAAGACUGUUACUCUGUUAAGUAUUUCCAUUACUUUUGGGAUUGGAAAGUAAAGGAAUGUUAUUAUGAGCAAAACCUGCAUGAAAAUUUCCCAUCAGCCCCUCUGUUUGCCUUUUUAUUUUUUUUAUUUUUUUAUUUUUAAAGUGCCUUAUCUCCACUGUUUGCUGCAGGCAGGAGGAGUGAUUGUUACCAGAGUUCAUGAAGGCACUCUGGUGCUUCGAGGGGAAGCUCUCAUCUUGUUCACCUGACGUAGCAGUAGGCUUUUCCUCCAGGUGGUGGUACAGGAACUGUCCUUGUGCAGCUGCAUUUACUAAGGAAAACUAGAGAAAUUUUGCACUUGAAUUGCACUUAUGCUCUUACACUCACACUUGAAAUAGUUGAAUUUAUAAAUCAAGCAGAUAUGAGAGAGAAAAGACAAUACAUUGAGCUUCUUAUGGAUCCUUGGAGUAGAAUGCUAGAGCCCUGAGUCCUGGCUCCCUGUUUCCCUGAUCCCACUGCCAUUGCAGUAGUACUUUUUGAAUCCUCUAAUCAGCUACUUUUGAUUAUAAACCCGUUGAACUCUAAGACUGCAUCCUUUGCAACUUGAAACAGGAACUUCAAAGCAAAAUGAUGUUUUUAAUGGUAACUUAGUAUUUAAAUGUGUCCUCAGAUUAUCUUCUACAGCAGGGAAAGCAUAGCAACCCAUGUACUGCAUACCUGAUACUUCUUGCUCUGCUACUUUUAUUCUGAGGAAUUGGUGUGGUUUGAGAUUGGCAACAGGCUUGGUGACAGGCUUCAAUCUAGUAAGUAAAAGAUUGUCCAUUUAUUUCUUUGUUUUUUUCCUACAUACUCAUCACUUGCAUGCAGAACUUAUAGCAUAAAUUUUCAAAGCCGUCUGGGUGGAAUUAUUAGAGCUGCUUUCUGGAAGAAUUAUACUAUGAAAAUCAGGCCAUGUAUUCAGACAUCUAGCUUUAGAUUGCUGCUUAUUCAUCAAAAUCACAAGUUAUGUUUAAAAUCACAAUUGUAAUUAACUCAUGGCCAUGCGUGUGUUAAUGCAAAAAGUCCAACAAGUAAUUCUGGAAGUGCAGAAACACCUCGAAAAUUCAAGUGUCUGGCAACUUACUGUUACUAGUUGGGCUAACUAUUUAUCACAGCCAGGAUUUUAAGUGAACAGCCUUCCUCUGGUUCCCUCAGUCUUUGGCUUUCAAAGGAACAACUGAUGAAUGAUGGAUCUUUGAGCUGCUUAGCAUCUCUUUCAGAGUACUGAGAAAACUCAAUUUUAUUGGAAGCCAUUGAGAAUUGACUAUGUUGCCAUACUGUAGAACUAACACUCUGAAAGUUGAUGUGCACUUACGCAUUUGGCAUUUUGUUCUUUCUUUUGAAUUGCAUGUUUAUAGUUUCUUCCGUACCAAUCCAGUGCAAACUGCUUUGAAAUUGAUGUCAAAGAAAAAUGGUGAAUUAGAGUUUACUUUCCAUGUACUAGGGUAUUUAGCCAGCCUCCUGGGUAAUCAAAUUUACUUGCUUGAUUACUGUCUCAGUAGGUAAGAGACUUGUUUAAAAAAAAAAAAAAAAAACUUGAUAGAACGUGCAAAUCAUGUUUGUUUUCAUUCUCUAAUUUGGUCAUUUUUGUCAGCAACUGCUGCUACUCGAGGGGCAGCUAAAAUGCAAUUUUGAUUUCUAGCCUAAGCAAGUGAAAUGUCCACAGGUGACAGAUUUCAUUUAUAUAGCUUACAUAGCUGUCCAGUAUAACAGCAGAAAUGCAAGAUGUACUUUGAAUGGCUUGUUUUCAGCAGGACGCUUGUCAGUACUUGAAUUCAACUGGGGCUGGCAGGGUUUUCCUCUGAAAGCCAACUUCUAAGCCUUCCUACCUUUGGUAAUGAUAGGUUUUUAACUUGUAUGUAUACUGAUCAACUACCAGUGGUUAUCUGCGGGUAGAGAACAGUAAAAAUAAUCAUUUCUUUAUUAGCUUUUUGCAGAAAAGAACUUCAGUUUUCUAUUUAACAGAAAAUGAAUGCCAGAAGUGCUUUAAUUUUGUAUUGGAGCACUGUGAGAUCGAAGUUCAAGCUGAAAUUGUUUUGAACGAGUAACACAACUGCUCCAUUGGGAUAUUUCAUAUCCAUUAAGCCUUCAUAGCCAUUAAGACAGGCAGAACACUUCUGAGAUUGGGGUGAGGCUGGAGAGUGAUUUAUAGCUACACAGAUUAAAAGACUGUGUGCUUUCAGUCCACGUGCAUUAUUUUCUGUAUCUGAGUUAAAGGAGUAACUGCUGAACAAUUGAGCAGCAGCUCUUUUGUCAUAGGGGAAGGGGAACUGAAACUCUGCUCUUCCUCAUACGCCAAAAGAAAAAAAAAAAAGAGCAGCAUAAGACAGGGCACUACUUGUGCCCUGUGCUGGGCUCUGUAUGGCUAAAUGACAUGUGACAAUGUAUGACAUAACACGUCUGAAGUAGUCAACCCAGACGUUCUUUGUAGUCAGUAGCGAUGUCGCUGUAGUUUGCAGGCUGCCUGCAGUGUGACAAACUGUGUCAGCUGCUGCAGGAUGAGUUCUGCCGCAAAGAAAUUCUCAGUGCUGUUCAGAUGGUGCCAGAUGUCAGGUAGGGUGAAACACACCUUCAGUAACUGCAGAAGAAUCUUUCUUGGCAUGAACUGAAAUUCUUAACCUUACUUUGGUGAAACUUGCUUACUUAAGUAAUUCCAUUAAAGUGUAUUGCUUGUUAUUGGACUCCAUUAGAAGUGGAAUUUUGCAUAUUUGUUAGCAAAGUAAAAAGAAAACAGGCAUGUGCCCACACACAUAUGCACAGAAGCACUUGGGCUGAAUAAAAGACAUUAUUUCAAAGUAUUACUCCCUCUUCUCCCCUCCCCUGCACAACUACUGUGUUUCUUUCGUGAACAAAAACAUUGAAUUGUCUCACAGCACACUGUUCAAUUCCUUCUCUUCUGAGUCUGCUACUUCAUACUGUUUUACAAUGGAUGUUGCUGGAGCCCAGUGCGAUACUUGGCUUACUGGUGUUAUUAUGCUGUUGCCAUCUUCUGGGACAGAAUCAUUCAUGCUAGCAAAUGUCAAAAUUUCCUUGUUACUGCAAGGAGCAAGAGAUUAUGGAGAGACCAUCACUUUAAGGUCAUGUACGUCAGAGUGUCAGAGAGGUGAGAUCUCAGUGCCUCAGAUAAGUUUGGCUUGUAUUGUCUUCCUUCUGUAACCUGUCAGGGUAUUUGCAUGGACAAAUGCAACACUUGAAUAUUCAAGUGUUAUUCCAGGUUUGCCUUCUAUCUCUGUGCACGUCUUGCACUGCUGUAGAAGAACAGACAGCAGCUGUUACUAAACCAGUUGCCUGGCUUUGCUGACUGAGUUGAGCAUGCCUACAUUAGGAUGGAACUCGGAGGGAUCUCUAGAUUCCUUCAAUAUAUGAAAAACAUUUUUCUUUAGGGUGCUCCUGAGCUGUUAAAUAUUCACAGAGGUACUGAGUCCUGUCACAUGACAGAUGAAAUUUGUACUUGUUUUUUCCUGUCACAUUCAGUAGUGAACAUCAGAAGGAUUUUAGUUGACAACAACAACAAAAAGGAUUAAGCCAUUAAGUAGUGACAGCAUACACCUAUCGUGAAGGCAAACUAAUGACCACUUCACUAAGUUCUCAGGACAACUCGACUGCCUGCACUGUGUUCAAACUGAGCACUUCCCUUAUAAUGAGGAUUUUGUAAAAGUGAGUUCUUCACAACAGUUAUUGCCAUAAAUGCACUUUCAAAACUUGUAUUUAUUAUAGUAAUCCAGUAAAUUAAUGUCCAGUAAUCCACAGUUUCAAGGUCCUUUCAAGUAUGUUGUUUUAAACAAGCAUGGAAUCCAUGAAAAAGAGAAGGCUGUUUUUUCCUGAUUGUCAUGUCAAGAAAAAAGUACAUUACACAGUAUGUCAAUGAAGUACAUCUACUAGACAAAAUGUCAUGUUGUUUUAGUGGGGAGUUGUAAAACUGUAAAGUGUUUAAUUCAUUUAAGAACAGUAAGAAAACUACGACUAUUUUAAUACAAGAGGUUGCAAUAAAAGCUUUUCACGGUU
Messenger RNA from Numida meleagris (helmeted guineafowl), 6254 nucleotides. It is a transcript of the gene PPP1R3D, whose product is annotated as protein phosphatase 1 regulatory subunit 3D. Gene Ontology annotation, cellular component: protein phosphatase type 1 complex. Gene Ontology annotation, molecular function: glycogen binding; protein phosphatase 1 binding. The record is from RefSeq and is a predicted model, not a curated record. Gene Ontology annotation, biological process: regulation of glycogen biosynthetic process. The transcript has a single exon. Lineage: Eukaryota; Metazoa; Chordata; Aves; Galliformes; Numididae. Bases 805 to 1716 code for a protein of 303 amino acids.